AUGGUCAAAGAAACAAAGCUCUAUGACCAGCUCGGCGUCAAGCCUGACGCUACCCAAGAUGAAAUCAAGAAGGGUUAUCGAAAAGCGGCCUUGAAGUACCACCCCGACAAAAACAAGGACAAUCCCGAUGCCGCCGAGAAAUUCAAGGAGUGCUCACAAGCCUACGAGAUACUUUCUGAUCCAGAAAAGCGCAAAGUUUACGACCAGUAUGGCCUCGAAUUCUUGCUGCGCGGCGGCGGCGCACCACCACCAGAAGGAGGCAACCCCUUCGCUGGCGGCGGAGGCGGCGGCGUCCCACCAGGCUUCGCGGGCUUCGACUUUGGAGGCGGCGGCGGCGGUGGUACCAAGACCUUCCACUUCAGUACCAACGGAGGAGGCCCUGGCGGAUUUAGUUUCUCCAACCCGGACUCCAUUUUCGCCGAGUUCAUGCGCAGUGGAGGCGGUCCUGGCGCCGGCGGCGGCGACGACGACUUCGGUGACAUCUUCAGUGCUUUCGGCGGUGCCGGCCCGCGGGCCAGCCGCGGUGGGCCUCGCAUGAGAAGCAGCUUCCCAGAUGCCGGCAUGGGCGGCGGCCGCAGCGCACGGCAAGCAACGCCCGAAGUGACGACUGUGGAGCGUCCACUGCCUGUGUCUCUAGAGGACAUGUUCAAGGGUGUGGAGAAGAAGAUGAAGAUCAAGGCCAAGAAGUUUGACGAGAACGGCAAGCGAACGACCACCGAUCAGAUGCUUACCGUGCCCAUCAAGGCUGGCCUGAAGAAGGGCAGCAAAAUCCGCUUCAAGGGCGUGGGAGACCAGGAGGAGGGUGGUCAGCAGGACCUGUGCUUCGUCAUAGAAGAGAAGCCACACCCGAUCUACACCCGCGACGGCGACGACCUGAUCAUGACCGUCGACCUGGAGCUGAAGGAAGCCCUCACAGGCUGGAAGCGCACUGUCACUACGAUUGACGGGAGGCAGCUCAGCCUGGAUAAGUCCGGCCCUACGCAGCCUGGAUCUCAGGACUCUUACCCAUCCCUUGGCAUGCCCAUCUCCAAGAAGCCGGGCCAGCGGGGCAACUUCAUCAUCAAGUACAACGUCAAGUUCCCCACAUCAUUGACCGCCGAGCAGAAGGAAGCUCUUAAGGGGAUCUUGUAA
This is a messenger RNA of Diaporthe amygdali, 1131 nucleotides long. Its product is annotated as dnaj heat shock family protein. The transcript has 3 exons. Gene Ontology annotation, cellular component: cytosol. The record is from RefSeq and is a predicted model, not a curated record. Gene Ontology annotation, molecular function: protein-folding chaperone binding. Bases 1 to 1131 code for a protein of 376 amino acids. Lineage: Eukaryota; Fungi; Ascomycota; Sordariomycetes; Diaporthales; Diaporthaceae. Gene Ontology annotation, biological process: translational initiation.